This is a messenger RNA of Cladocopium goreaui, 3663 nucleotides long. NCBI's taxonomy places the organism in Eukaryota, Dinophyceae, Suessiales, Symbiodiniaceae. The record is from the annotation of a GenBank genome assembly.
AUGGCAGUCGAUGAUGUUGCUCGGAGAGCAUACCUGGCAGAGCAUGUGAGCUCAGAUCUGCAAUAUAUUUGGCAAGAGUGCGAUGUUUCGCUGGGUACACAACAUACGCUGGCACAACAUUACAAGACCAUGAAGGUCUUCAGUUCGAUGUGUGAUACAAAGGCAGAAGUGCGGGAGGCAUUGCGCACUGACUUUCGUAUUGAUCCAGCAACAAGUCCAGAGACUAGAGCAGAUGUUGCCAAAGUGUUGACGGCAUGGGAGUUGUCACGUUCAAUGACAGCAAAAGAGCAAGAGCUUCAAGCAGAGACGAAAGUGUUGGGCAUGCCGCGCGUUCUUCAGCAUACUGAACGCCAGGCCAUGGUGAAAGCUGUGGAAGUCACAUUGGGUAAGCUUCAAGAUGCAGAGAUCCCUAGCAAUGAGUACCUGGCCUUGAAAGUCGAGGAGUGCGAAGCCAAUGAACCCCAGGCUCUGGGGCUCGAUGAGGUGUCUUCGCGUUCAGACACGAGCUCGUCGGCAUUGCAGACAUCGCUUGAUUCAUCUGGGCAUGUCCGGGUCACGAAAGUGAAGACCAAAGGGCGCCUCCCAGAGGACACAGAGUCACUUCGCAGGGCCUUGAAGCUGGAGGCCAUCAGCUGGCUUUGCAUGUCAGCAAAGUUUCGAAACAAGACAUGGCUCCAUGGGCUGGAGUUGCAGCACUGGACAAAGUACACGGAGUAUUGCUUGGUGAAAAGGUGCCAGACCCAUGCAGUGAAACCUCCAUGGGCAGUUAUCCUCAGCUACGAGCAAAAGAUGCGCAAAGAAGUCUUCAAGCUUGUGCAGGCUGGUACCCACACUGUUGCGGAAGGCUUGGCAGCGGUGAUAAGGGAUGCAGAAAUCAAGGAAGCGCACUUUACAGCUCCUAUUGCUUUGGGGGUUGGCUGGAACAACCAAAGGACCACGCAGCCACAGCCCAACAAGUGGCAGCGAACGAGUUACAAAGGGAAGCCUCAGCACAAAGGAGCCAAAGGUGGAAAAGGAAAAGGCAAGUCUGGCAAAGGCAACGCCAGGGAUUUCAACGGCAGCAGCUUGGUCACACACACGGGUGUUCUGGAAAGUGUGGCAGGGUACAUGCAUGCCGAGUCCGUGGAUGUUACGCAAAACACUCGGCACGUGAACACCACAAAUAUACCGGCUCCAAGUCUCAGACAGCAAGUGGUGAAGACCAGGGCAGACCUGGUGAUGAGUGACAAGCACAGCGAUUUUGACCUGAAUGUCCGCGAAGUGGACAUUGAGCGCUCUGAGUCUGACGACCUCAGCAGUGCACAGCUGUGGGAACAACUUUUUGCAGAGAUUCGUGAUGGCAAGUAUGAUGUGAUUAUCAUGUUUCUUUCUACAAUACCGGGCAUCAAGUCGCGCUAUGCGAAGUGGCCGUCAUUUGAUCAAGAUGGCCGAUAUUUGGGGCCAUUGCCAGCUCGGUGCACUCACAAGCGUCAUGUCAGGCGUUUGAUUGGAAAAGACUCCCAGGGACGUUGGGUCACCGGGCCUGCUGCAGCAUAUCCACCUGGCUUGUGCAAAUAUCUUGCAACCCUUGUGGCCUCCGUCCUGCGGAAAGGGGAUCACCACAGGGUUAAAGAGGGGCUUGUUUCUCCGAGACCUGUUUCCCCUCCUGCUGAAGCGGUUACGAAGCAUGUGGCUCCUGAGUCGAAGCAGAUACAACAACAACAGAUGGAAGUUGAUGAGGAGGACAAACAGUCGCUGGCUGAACAACCGGCGGCACAGGCUGUUGGUACCAGUAAAACAGUAGAGGUGCAGCACACUGUUUCGCGUUUCAACUGGGGUAGGCCUUUGAUGGUGGAAUGGUCAGGUGAAGAGAGAGAGAUCGUUGAUGGUUUUGGACUGUGCUCACCCAAUAGGUGGGCGCCUGGUUGCAGAGGUGUUGGACAGAGCGUGCGUUCAAUGGAGCUCAAUACAAAGAUCCACGAUUUGUUGAGGAAUUUUGUCCAUGAGCAGCUGGGAGACCUUCGCCUUAUGGCUUUCAAACUGGCGACUGGGAAGUUGACGGAGUCCCCCUUUGGGGGGGACGCUCUUGACCUGUUAAGGAAGCGGUGGGCAGCUUUGCUGCCGGUCCCAGGCAGUGCUAUGGGGAGAGCAGAAGGCCAACCUUUCUUGGCGCAGACUCUGAAGAUCCAGGAAGAUCCGGAUCAUGAAAUUUUGGUGGCAGACAGAGACUCCUUUUCGUCUGGCGUGCCGGUUGGGUACGAAGAGCCUAUACCACCUGCUCCUGAUGUGUUUCGUGCCCGGUUAAAACAGAGCAACCUGGACUCUUCUGAGUACAUGGAGGAGGCACGCAACUACAAGUCUGCGGUGGAGAACAAGGAAGGGCUUGAAAGCAAGUUCAGAGAGGACGAGGCGCAAGGCAUGAUGUUCCCCACGACUAUGGGAGUUUUGAAAGAGCGCUACCCGGGAAAACCUAUCCUGGUGGCGGCCAUGGGGGCAAUCAAGAAACCAGAUGGGAGCGUUAGGGACACCAUGGAGGCUUUCUUCACGGUGUCAGCAGACAUCAAGGCGGCGCACAGGCUGGUGGCUAGGCUGCUCUUGGACAGGUGGAUUUUACAACUGGUUUACGUGGACGAUCUCCACGUUGUUUGCGUGGGUGAGCAGAAGUUUGAGACUUUGUGGAUGGCAAUUGCGGCCUAUGAAGCUUUGGGCACACCUUUUGGAUACAAGAAGUUUUCUGGAGGCAUGGACGUCCAGUUUGUUGGAUACCGUGUUGACUACCGCAACAUGGAGGUUGGCAUAAGUGGAGCCCGCGGUCAAUGGCUGCUUAGUUUUCUCAGAGAGCUGAGGAGGGAUGGCUAUACAGUGCAUGUCCACAGGUUUGCAGAGUUUCUUGGGCGGCUCGGCUUCACCUGCCGCGUCCUGUUGUGGUUGAAGCCGCAUCUGGCCCCGCUUUACUCUUGGGCGUCAGCAGUUAGCAAAAGCACAGUUGCUACGGCCCCACGCCUGGUCAGGCUGGUUUGCAUGUUUCUGGAAAAGCAGUUUGAGGAGCAGAAGUUCAUGUUUUCUUGCGUGAAGCCGCAGAGGCUUACAAAUGAAGUUUUCAGGACUGACGCGAAAUGCGAAAACAACUUGGUGGUUCUUGCGGGGUAUCACUUCCCAGACGGAAGGUGGUUUUCAGUGCGGGUCACACCGCGUGAUGCUCCUUACUUGUUCAAAGAGAACGGAGACAGUGAGUGGGCUUCGGCACCAGCUGAGUUGCUUGCCGUUUUGGUGGCGCUACGGUUGUUUGGCUACCUGGAGCCCAAGACAGGUAGGACGUGCAUACGUUUGUGGAUUCAGAGCGGGACUGACAACCGUUCCAUUGACUUCUUGUCCAAAAAGAACUCCACUACCCGCUGGCCUCUCACCUUAGUCAACAUGCAGCUUUCACAUUUCUUGAUGAGGUCAGGUGUCAGGUUGAGUCUGGCGUGGAGACCGAGGGACGAGAACACCCUCGCUGACGAUUUGACGAACUCCAAGUUUGGAGGGGUUGACAUGGACAAGAGAAUUUCCUGCCUGUUUUCAGAUUUAGAUUUGAGUUUGUUGGCGAGCCUUUGGGAAGCCAGAGAAGAGUACUUAGACCGCGACUCUUGGGCGGUUUACGGAAAAGGCAAAGACAAAGGUGAAAAGACGGCAUGGGGUUAA